Cinclus cinclus is the source of this 789-nucleotide messenger RNA. It is a transcript of the gene IL34, whose product is annotated as interleukin 34. The coding region runs from base 13 to 555 and encodes 180 amino acids. The record is from RefSeq and is a predicted model, not a curated record. Lineage: Eukaryota; Metazoa; Chordata; Aves; Passeriformes; Cinclidae. Gene Ontology annotation, biological process: positive regulation of cell population proliferation; positive regulation of macrophage differentiation; positive regulation of protein phosphorylation. Gene Ontology annotation, molecular function: macrophage colony-stimulating factor receptor binding; cytokine activity. The transcript has 6 exons.
GCCGCCAUCAACAUGCAGCAGGGCUACGCUGCCUUCCUAUGUGUCCUGGCUGUGCUGGGGCUGGAGGCCGCGGCGCCGGGCGAAUGUGAACUCACCCGCCUGCUCCAGGACAAGUUGCAGUACGAGAUGCGCCUGCAGUACAUGAAACACUACUUUCCCAUUGACUACACAGUCCAGGUCCAGUAUGAAGAGGUGCUGAGGCCAUCCAACAUCACCCGCCUGCGCAACGGGACAGUGUCGGAGGCAGCACUGCGGUACCUCUGGUUCCAUGUCAGCUCCCAGGCAGUGCUGCGGAUCCAUGAGGUGCUGCCAGAGAAGCACCCAUCCUGGAAGUACACCCAAGAGCUCUGCCAGCUCUUCGAUGCCCUGGGCGAGGAGUACAGCAAGUACCGGCAGACAGAUGUGGAGACAGUGGUGGCCGAUCUGGUGAAGCUGAUCCACAGCGCGGGCGCUGAGAGCAGGAGCAAGGCUGUGCGCCCCAAGGCACUGCUGGACAACUGCCUUAAGGUCAUGCGGAUGCUCUACGGGGCGCCCUGUCGGUGGGAAUCCACCUAACACUGUGGAAGACCCGCUGGAGCCUCGGAUGUUGCCUCUGCUCUGCUCCUCCCAGAGCCCCAUGGGGGGUUCCCAAGGAAGGUGCAAAGGUGGGACAAAUGCCACUCCUUCCAGGACCAACUACAACCAGAACUGUGGGACUGAUUAUGGCUGUGAGAUCUUGUCCAUCCAAAACGUCCAGCUCCCUUUGCUUGGGUGUGGGGUCAGACACAGCCCCCCAUGGCAAGCAGAUGU